Messenger RNA from Ostrea edulis (European flat oyster), 3743 nucleotides. Its product is annotated as UBX domain-containing protein 6-like. Bases 717 to 2033 code for a protein of 438 amino acids. The transcript has 4 exons. Gene Ontology annotation, cellular component: cytoplasm. The record is from RefSeq and is a predicted model, not a curated record. NCBI's taxonomy places the organism in Eukaryota, Metazoa, Mollusca, Bivalvia, Ostreida, Ostreidae.
CGACAUAUCUCUUGGAGCUAGUAAUAUUUCUAGCUAAUACUCAGAUGAUGGUAAGGCUUGUUUUUCUCUUGUUAAAAUCCUUUGUGUGUGUUUUACUACGAAACGACUUUUUGAAUGUUUAGAUAAUUUACUAAAUCGUUCAAACGAUUUUAUUUUUAAUCGUAUUUGUAAACGACGUUUUAAAUCGUACAUAACGAUUUUUCAAAUCUUAUAAACAAUUUUUAAAAGGUUUAUACAAUUUACUAAAUGUGUAGAAACGACUUUUAAAAGAUUUACUAACUCGUACAAACGAUAAAAUGGCACGAAUACGCCAUCGUACGAGUGUACAAAUUGUUUCAAUCGGAAAUGGUUUUUGUGCGAGUUACCAAAUAUCUGUAACACCUAAAAUCACCCGACAGAGAAUGAUAAACAUAUUUUUGCAAUACUUUGUCAAAAAUUGUCCAUGAGCAGCGACUCCCCUUCAAGUACGACAAGUAGAGAGGCUGCCGGCUCAGCGGACUACUUUUCGAACACUGGCAUAAUAAUCUGGGACUCUUUGGUCGACGCACUUCUCGCCCUACGUUACGAACAGUACGAUGUGCAAAGCAAAUUGUUGUUGUUAUUAACGAUUUGGCUGUUUAUCAAUCUUAUUCUGAUUGUAGUUGCUUGGCUACGUUACGGAGAAAACAUCUGUGAAAAUCUUUAUCGACAUAAUAAAAACACAUCACAGCCAAACCAUGUCGGCCAUUAAGAAGUUUUUCCAGAAAAAGAAGCUAGAUGCCAAGUUUAAAAAGGCAGGAGGUGGACACCGGUUAGCGGAUGAUACAAGAUCUGCUCCAUCUUCUUCACGUCCACAGUCAGUCCAAACGCCACGGUCAGGUCUGACCCAGGAGGCCGCACGAGCCGCAGAGGCAGCCCUAAUGAGGACAACUAAAGCCCAAAAUAAACCAGAUCCAAACUCCAUUACUAAAGCCCGUAUGAGGAAGGAACUUGAGGAGGAGAGAAAAGCUACUGAACAAGCAAUGAAGCUGGCUGGCCAGUACAAGGAGGAGCCCAAGGACAUCGUCAAGGACUCGGCUCCUGUUCUCACCUGUAUAUUAUACACCUGUCCUGAUAUAGGGCCUGCAGUUUUGUCCAAAGAGGAGAUGAAUAAUUACAUUCAUGAGUUUCUACUGUCUCAGCUAGCAGAAGAACCCGAGAUGGCCUCAGCUCUCAUGAUUCAAACUCUAAACAAGAACAAAGAGAAAGUGAAAGUGUGUGUAGAAACCCUGACUAAAUACCUGAAUAACCUCAUCAGUGACCCAGAGGAGGAAAAAUUUCGCAGAAUAAGACUGUCAAACAAGGCCUUUACGGAGAGAGUGAGAGAUCUGGCUGGCACUGAUGAAUUCCUACAAGCUGUUGGUUUUAACAUUACUUCACUGCCGUUUGAAGAUGGGGAGACUGACUUUUAUGUAAUUGAUCAGGAGAUAGCAAAGGACUCGAGUCGCCUAGAAAACAUUAAAGAGAUCCUUCAAACAGCUGAGCCCAUUAGACCACAGCUUGAGAGAAAUCUGAAGGUUUACUACCCCUCGUCCGCAGCUUCUAAUUUUAAGAUACCUGAUGAGUUUUACAAUAUUUCUCCUGCAGAACUGAAGAGAGAACAACAAGCCCGACAAGAAGCCACAGAGAAGCUAGGGAUGCUGCGAACCAAGGCAAUGCGGGAAAGGGACGAACGGAGAGAACUGACUAAAUACCGAUUUGUCUUGAUCAGAGUCCGUUUUCCUGAUGUGCUGUUGGAGGGAACUUUUAAAGCUAAUGAGCCAUUUUCCUGUUUGGUUGAUUUUGUGAGGGAGAAUUUAGAGAAUGACUGGAUUCCGUUUCAAUUGAGCUCAGCAGGAGGGCAGAAACUGACGGACCAUUCUUUGACGUUAGCGGAGUUGGGUCUGGCACCAACAGCAGUUGUGAAUUUCUCCUGGGACCAGGAAGUGAUGGCUGAAGUCAGCGCACAGCUGGAAGGCAAGGGGAGUAACUCUUCUCUGAAACAAGAGAUCAUGGCAAGAAUUCAGGACUUGUAGAACUCUGUGUCUGAAUUUGCAUAUAAGAUUGCAAGUAGUUUGAUUAUCAGCAUGAUCAGAGAAAAUACUCCAAAGUGGAUAUUAUAAAAUCAACACAAUUCUGAUUGUAAAGAGAAGGCCUAGCAACUAUUUGUACAUACAUGUUUGCUGUAUAUAGCUUUAUCUUUCCUUCAGUUUAAUUCUUGCUAAUUUUAUUGUUGACAAAAAGCACAACAUUCAAACUGUAGUGAAUAAAACUUAGGCAUACCAUUUAUAUAGAAUGGACAUAAAUAAUGGAAUUAAAACUAUGUAGAAAUAUAGUUAAACACAAAGCAGUGAAAACAACCAGUAUUGUGUUAUACAAUACCUGCAAGUAUAGAUCACUGUAAUAUUACGGAUACAUGUUAUAGAACACUGUAAUAUUACGGAUACAUGUUAUAGAAAACUAAUAUUACGGAUACAUGUUAUAAAAAAACUAAUAUUCCGGAUACAUGUUAUAGAACACUGUAAUAUUACGGAUACAUGUUAUAGAACACUGUAAUAUUACGGAUACAUGUAAUAGAACACUGUAAUAUUAUGGAUACAUGUAAUAGAAAACUGUAAUAUUACGGAUACAUGUUAUAAAAUAACUGUAAUAUUACGGAUACAUGUAAUAGAACACUGUAAUAUUACGGAUACAUGUCAUAGAAAACUGUAAUAUUACGGAUACAUGUUAUAGAAAACUAAUAUUACGGAUACAUGUUAUUGAAAACUAUAGUAUUACAGCUUUCUGUAAUGUACUGUACAGAUGGAGAAGAGUUGAAUUAACUCCUAUUAACCCAGAAAAGGGAAGUCCCUUAAUUUCUUAAAGGGGCAUGGACACGAUUUGAGCUGAAAAUUUUCAAAUUUUAUUUUUCCAUUUUUAAUAUUUAAAAUGCUUAAAUAAGGCAUUUCUAAUGGUCAGCAAAACUUCGAAUGUCAGUUGUCGAGGUACAUGGGAGAUACAGAGCUCACAAUUCUUUGUUAUGUAAACAAGGCUCAUACCCUGUUUUUGUUUACAUACAUGUAUAAGCUAGAUAUACCAGUAAAAGUUCAUUUUAAGAUUUUUCAAUUUACAAGUUAAUUCUGAACAUAAUUCAAUAGUUUUCAAUGUUUAGCACAUAUUACUUUGUUUUAAACAUGCUAUUUUCUAUCAAGCAAUCUAUAUGUAAACAAAAACAUUGCACUAAGUCUUGUUUACUUAGCAAAUAAUUGUGAGUGCUGUAUCUCACUUUUAACUCAACAACUGAUAUUCAAAUUUUGGUUGACCAUUAAAAAUACAUUAGUUAAGCGCUUUAAACAAUAAAAACGGAAAAAUAGAAUCUUCAGCUAAACCGUGUCCAUGCCCCUUUAAUGUGAACAGUGGACUCCUACACAAACAGAUUUUUAUGUACAGCUGUUGAGUAGUUAGCAAAAAAUGUUUUCCUUGGAUUUAUAUCUUCCCUGUGUACAAGGAAGUUUGUUAUCUGUUUGUGACUGUUUAUUUGAUUAAGGGAGAUAUUGUUCAUAUUUGAUAGUCAGAGGUGAUGACUGACAUGAAGAAUCGUGACCGUUGUUAGUUCUCCCGUGUUAAGUGUUUUCUUACAUUUCGUUGUGGAUCUUAAAAUUAUGCCUUUUUUCACUUUUCCAGUUUUCAUGUCUAAAUCAGCAUGACAUUUAAUCUUUGUAUUUGAUUAUGUGUUGAAUAAAGAGAAGUCUUAACUGUUCAAAAAA